AAGAGAAAAAACAAUUAAAAUCUCCCCCGCCCAAACCCAAAAAAGAUUCCGUGUCGCUGUCAGUGUGUGAGGCCUUAACAUCAUCUCCCCCACCACCAUCACCAAUCACCAUUCUUCCCACUCUCUCCUCUAUCAUCCUCACCUCAACUUUCUCUCUCCUCCUUCCAUAGCCGUCGAGCUUCAGAAGAGAUAGAAAAUCGCCAUUUUCGAACUUCUUGCACUAAGAAUUGACGCCAAGAUUAAGAACUAGAACUUGCUAAUUUCUCAGAUCUGCACUUUCCAAUGGCUUCCACUAAAGAACGUGAGAACUUCGUCUACAUCGCUAAGCUCGCCGAGCAGGCUGAGCGCUACGAUGAAAUGGUGGAGGCGAUGAAGAAACUUGCGAAGCUUGAUGUGGAGUUGACAGUAGAGGAGAGGAAUUUGCUUUCAGUAGGGUAUAAGAAUGUGGUUGGAUCACGACGGGCGUCAUGGAGGAUACUGUCGUCGAUUGAGCAGAAGGAGGAGGGCAAAGGAAACGAGCAGAAUGUGAAGAGAAUCAGGGAGUAUAGGCAGAAGGUGGAGUUGGAGCUUACUAACAUUUGUAGUGAUAUCAUGACUGUUAUCAAUGAGCAUCUCAUUCCUUCAGCAACUGCUGGUGAAUCCACCGUCUUUUAUUAUAAGAUGAAAGGGGAUUACUAUAGGUACCUUGCAGAGUUUAAGUUCGCUAAUGAGAGGAAAGAGGCUGCUGAUCAGUCCAUGAAAGCAUAUGAGAGUGCCACCACAACAGCUGAGGCUGAGCUACCUCCUACACACCCCAUACGCUUGGGAUUGGCUCUCAAUUUCUCAGUGUUUUACUAUGAGAUUAUGAAUUCCCCUGAAAGGGCCUGCCACCUUGCCAAGCAAGCUUUUGAUGAAGCUAUCUCAGAACUUGACUCUCUAAAUGAGGAUUCAUACAAGGAUAGCACCCUAAUCAUGCAGCUUCUUAGAGACAAUCUCACCUUGUGGACUUCUGACAUUCCAGAGGAAGGAGAAGAGAUCGUGAAGGCAGAUGGUGCAAAAGCACAUUCUGGUGAAGAAGAAAAGUGAAGAGCAUUGGUACUCGUCAUGAAUGACAAACUUGGGGUCGUGAUUUAGUUUAAAAAAAAGUAGAGGACGAAUUGGUUCUUUCUUUUCUUUUGCUUUUCAUAACAUGGCAUUGUGCCUUGUGGGCUACUAGGGGCAUUGAAACACACAGAUUUGCGAUAGUCCUCCAAUUUGUGUCCACAUACUUCUCCCCAGGCAGCCCUGGAAGAUAAGGUUUGAUUAGUGGCUGAUGAUGCCAUGAACCAGUUUCGACCAUUUGUUGUAUUUUUUAAGAUUGAGAACUGUUUUUUCUUUUCUUCUCUUCUCUUCCCAAACGAUAUUCUCUAUUGGCAUACAUCUUGGUAUGUAUCUGACCUCUUAAAAUUCAUUAUGGCUACUGCGUUGGUGACUGAGUCCCUAAA
Beta vulgaris subsp. vulgaris (sugar beet) is the source of this 1463-nucleotide messenger RNA. Its product is annotated as 14-3-3-like protein D. The transcript is spliced from 7 exons. Gene Ontology annotation, biological process: signal transduction. Gene Ontology annotation, cellular component: cytoplasm. The record is from RefSeq and is a predicted model, not a curated record. Bases 283 to 1065 code for a protein of 260 amino acids. NCBI's taxonomy places the organism in Eukaryota, Viridiplantae, Streptophyta, Magnoliopsida, Caryophyllales, Amaranthaceae.